AUGUUUUCCUUAUCGCCAUUGGAUUUCCUCUCCGCCGCUCAAAGCUGCCGCUACUGCGUCUCCGGGCUCAGACGCUUCCUGCACCGUGCCACAGCGUUCAGAGCUAGCGACUCGUGAGAGGGGAGACAAGAUGAGGAACAGAGAUCUGUGGGAGGGAACGUGAGGCUGACUCAAGGACAUUUGCCAUGACAUAGACCAAGGAUUCAACCAGAACUGUCCCCUUGUUUGUCUUUUGUUUUGUUUGUUUCUUUUUUUUUCUUUUUGUUGUUGUUUGGAGUUCAUCUGUCUUAACUUGUUCACCCUCCUCUUGUGGAGAGCAGAUAUUGGAGUCAGCCAGUAGUAUUUGUUUGAAUGAAACUUGGAUAUAUCAUACUGCUGUCUGAAGGCUGGCCCUUUCACUCUACUCAUCACCCUCUCAUAUAUCACUGAGACUUAAGAUAGCAAUAGAGGUAUCAAAGGUCUUGACAAAGCCUGCACUUAUCAUAUCUUUGUGGCAUUGAUUACAUUUCAGCCAGCACUUACAUUUAUGAUAUUUUACAGAAGUCUUUACAUUAAUUUAAUUUGUUGUAGCCUCCUUGUCGUAAGCAAGGUGUGUUGGUUUGUUUGUCUUACUUAUACUUAAUGAUUAAGUUUUACAGUGCAACUUUUAGUUUUAUCAAUUUGUGUAAUUAUUUAAGGAAGUAUUUGUUGAUGUUGCGUAGCUGCUCUGCUGCCUUUUGUUGUUUAUUCAACUGGUAGCUUUAAGUUGUAUUGCAUAUCUUUUUUUUUACUUAUGCAAUUUUGUGCUGAUCUAGUAGUGGUAUAUGUACUUUUUAAAAAUUUUUCUUUGAAUAUGUUAAAGUGUUGCCUCCAUUUUUAAACUGGCAGUAAACUGUAGAAGCUGACAUCUUUUCAUGUCAAACUGUGACAGAAGGACUGGUCUUCAGCUGGUCCCAUCUUCACUGGAUAAAUACGCUAAGCAGAAAAACCUCAAAACUGGAAGCAGUUUUUCAAAUGAAGAUACUUCUGAAAUGGACUGACGGGAACAGAAACUGAACGCUCGUUUUGUGGCGUUAGCUUUGAAAAAAACAAGCACUGAAGGAAGAAUAACUUUCAGGGACAAAGUUCUCAGACUGUAUUAAGAAGCCUUUAGAUUUUCCCUGAAAAUUUUGCAGAGUUGCCAAAUUCCACUUUUGAAGCUUUUGGUGAGGAUCCCACCACACACUUGUUAGAGACACAGUAGACUGAAUUUUUCCUGUUAACCUUGUCCAGUUUAGUAUAGAGGAUGCGAUCACCAGAACCGUCUUCACCCUCCCCAGCAGAAGCUCUCCUUCAUGGUCAGUUUGCCAGCUGGGGGUCAGGCAGUAACAGCAACAAUAACAGCUGCCCCAACAGCCCUGGUGGUCCAGGGGGGCUCUCCCCUGCUGCAUCCCCUACUCCAGCUCUGGCCUCCAACUAUGCCUUGACCCUCACACACACCCAUAUACACAUCCAGCGCCUGUCUCCACGGCCGGGAAAGGAAGCCCGUCUCCUGCUGCCUUUAUCAGAGCUUGUGGGUUGCAGCUGCCCUCGUGCCCCUGCACCCCCUCUCCUGGUGCUGUAUUGGUAUCCACCAGGCAAACGACGAAAGGGCAUUUCACGGCGCAGGCAGGUGAGGGCCUACCUGGCAGAAAGUAGGCCUGAAGCUGAGAGGUGGUCCGCUGCUGUGCAAUGUCUACUCAGAGGUGUGACCGUCACUGCUGACACAGAAUUUUCAAGAAGUCUGCUACCUCGUCCCAGGCGACUACUGUUAUUGGUCAAUCCCUUUAGCGGGCGAGGCCAGGCAAUGCAGUGGUGUCAGACCCACAUCCUGCCAAUGAUUAGAGAAGCAAACAUCAGCUACAACCUUAUACAGACAGAGCGUCAGAACCAUGCCAGGGAACUUAUCAGAGAAAUAUCUCUCCCAGAGUGGGAUGGUAUCAUCAUAGUUUCUGGAGAUGGCCUGCUGCAUGAGGUGAUUAAUGGGCUGAUGGAGCGUCCUGACUGGGAACAAGCAAUAAAAACACCUGUUGGCAUUCUGCCUUGUGGCUCUGGGAAUGCACUAGCUGGCUCCAUCAACCACCAUGCAGGGUAUGACAUGUGCCUUCGGGAACCCCUCCUUUUGAACUGCUGCUUCUUGCUCUGUCGAGGCGGUGUCCGACCCAUGGACCUGGUCUCCGUGACAACAAGCCCCCCUCCCUCAAAUAACAGUCGUCCUUUGGCCCCCAAAAGACUGUUUUCGUUCCUUUCUGUUGCCUGGGGCUUUGUGUCUGAUGUGGACAUUGAGAGUGAGAGGUAUCGUGGCCUGGGCUCUGCUCGCUUUACCCUGGGCACCCUUGUGCGCAUAGCCUCUCUUCGAUCUUACAAGGGUCGUCUUUCAUACUUGCCUCCAUCUAUUGUGACCACAUCACCAGAUGCCACCCCUCCUCCGCCACGGAGACCCCUCUCCCGCAGUAUCACAGAAGGCCUGGAGGGCUUUUGCAAAACUCCAAUUCAUCGCACCUGUUCUGACAUGGGCAUCAGCGAACAAAGGAGCCUGCGCAGGGGUGAAGGCGAGAGGGAAAAGGAGGAAAGGCAGAGAGAGAGGGAGAGGAGAAGAGAGAGGGCCCGGGGAGGAGGAACUGGUGUGGUGAGGGCGAGCAGCCUGGCAGAGGACAGGGAGAGGGAGGGGGAGGUGGAGAUGGAAGCGGAAGAGGAGAUGUCAGGGACAUGUUCGGAGAGGUCAGGGACCAGUUCAGAAUCAAAUGAAAGGUUGGCAGGCAUCAAGGAUGAAAGGGAAGACGACGGAAGAGUAGAACAAGACUCGAGUGAAAUGGAGGAAGAGGAUCGGGGGAGGGAUGGGGAAGGCAGUGCUGGUUCUGUAGAGGGGGAGGGAGUAUUGCGUGCAAGAGAGCUUGGUGAGAGCUACGGGGUCGACAUGGGGCGGGAAGCAGAUGAAGAGCCAGAGGGCAGUUUUACUUACCAAGAUAGUCUUCAAGAAGCCAGGCAGACACUGAGGAAGAAUUCAGCCCCUUCGAGCCAGAUUGCCAGCACCCUGUUCAGCCAGCCCCUCAGUCAGGAGGUAGACCCAGACUCGAGCACCUCAUAUGGGGUCGAGGACAUGGAUCUGAACGGAACCUACUUUCAGAAAGAAACAUACCCACUGGACGUCGCUCGUGAGCGAGCUCUGACCAUCUCCUCUCCCUUUCGUCACUCUCCCUUCUCUUACAAACCCAAAACCCUGGACCAGAACCAGAAUGCCUCCCGGCCUAGGCCUCUCUCCCUCCUCCAGCACUCCCACUCAAACUCCCUCCCCCCGAAACUUCCUUCUCUCUCUCUGUCUCUUUCUCCCACUCCCCCCUCUUCUCCAUCAUGUGCCUCCCCACACUCCUCCUCAUACCUUGUUCCCCGCCCUAACACACCAAACUCCACCUCCCCUUCACCCUUACGCACACCGUCCUCAUCUUUUAACUUUGACAUUGCUGAGCCAGCAGGACCAAUGAAGAACCGUCCUUUCUCACUGCCUUUAAACCUCCCUAGGGAUGACUUGUUACCCCCUCUUGACCAACCUCUUCCGACCAGAGACUGGGUCACUAUUGAAGGGGACUUUGUCCUGGUCUUGGCCCUUUAUCAGACCCAUCUCGGGGCUGACCUCCAUGCUGCACCCCAGGCCAGAUUUGAUGAUGGCCUAAUCCACCUGACUUUUGUGCGGGCUGGAAUCUCCAGAGCCACUUUGCUGAGGCUGUUCUUUGCCAUGGAAAGAGGAACUCACCACUCCGUCAGCUCACCCUAUGUGAGCCACGUUACCUGCAGAGCCUUUAGGCUGCAGCCCUUGUCUACACGGGGAACACUCACUGUGGAUGGAGAACUGGUUCCUUAUGGACCGCUUCAAGCACAGGUUCAUCCUUCCAUGUCUCGUCUCAUUGUUGGUGACUCUGGAGUGAAGAUUACUAGAUUCUGAUCAGGGAUUGGUUGAUCUGAUUGACAGAUACAGCACUCUACUCAAUUAUGUAAUCUCUGUUGCCAUGUAUGCUUUGAGGGAAAGAGGGAUCAGCAUCUGAGAGACUUAAAAUAGCCUGGAUUGCAGAAACUGCUUUUCUGGGGUUUAAUGAAAGGGAUAACCCACCGAGCCACGCAUCAUUGGAGCACGACUGCAGGGAUUAAUAGUGAAUUUGAAAAUGGAUGAAAAAUGCGCCUCAUUGCACAGCUGUUGGAUUACACUCAGCAUACCCUGAGAAGCAUGAAAACUGCACAGCCUGGGAUAAAAAUAGGGAAGAACAAUCGAAUGUCGAAGGAUUUUUUUGUGCAGAUAGUGCAUGUGUCGGAUGUAUACACAGUAGUAUGCAUGCAGAGAAGCACUACCUGAUUUUUGCCUUACAGUGAGAUGGAGAGAAAUCAGAAAAAUUUAAAGUUGUCCUUAAAAAUAAAAUGCUAUAAGACACAUUGAGAUUCACUGGGCCAGUCCCAUAGAAAUCCUCCCCAACCUUCCAUCUUCUACCUUAUCUUAAAUCCUUAAUGUUUAGUGUCAAAACUUACGUCCCUCAAAGGAAUGCCUUAUCUGCUACUGGAUGAUGUAUCUCUUGUGACUUUGCCCUUUCUGAUUUACAUAAGAAAUUUAAAUCUACUUAAUCUCUAUCCACCUAUCAGAGUAUCCGUCCACUUCAUGAGAGAAAAGCUAAGCUUAAAUGUUUAGACAUAUUGAUAGAACCACUGUAUUGUUAUCUCUGAGCACGCUGUUCUCCGCUGCUAAGCAUCAGUAGACAAGAAUGUGGACAUUAGUACACUUAAAUGACCCUAGUGUUCUUGCAAAUGAUUUAAUAUACAGCAGCAUCAUGAGGCUUUUCAGAGUCAUAGCAGUAAUGGAACUGUUGAACGGUGACCAUUACAUUUGUGCAUAUCUGCCUGCAUUUAUUAAUAAAUUGAUGCACGAUUAUGAUGUCAGUGAUAUCAGACUUUAAAACAUAUUGGGCAUAACAAUGUCUGAACAAAUCAAACUUCUUUGUUAGACUUAAUUUCAAAGAAAUCCAUCAGAUUCACAUAUUUUAACCCUCAGCACUCUUUGUGUUUACAGAAUAUCACUCUGUUAAUAGCAGUCUUGGAGAGUAAUCUGAGUAUCAUUACAUACAUCCGUUUAUUUUGCACAAUAACUGAAGUUAAUGCAGUACAGAAAAUCACAACACUAGAUUAAGGAGAAGUUUUUAAAUGAGUCUAAACAGAAACAGCUUUUAUUUUCGAAAACCGUCUGGACACUAAAAUUAAUGGAUCACAGCUCACCCUUGAUAUGAAAAAUUAAAAAAAAUUUAAACAAAGGACAGAAUAUUCUGGAGGUUUUUUUAAAAUUAUUUUUUAGAGGCUAAAUAAGGCAAAAGUAAUUCGAUCAUGAAAAACUUUCACUGUGAGAAAACAUGAGUCACACUAAAUGAUGAACUUCUAUUGAUUUGGCAUAAGGAUAAAGAUCUUUGAAAAUGAUGAUGGUUGUUCCAGAUUAAAUUAUGUGGCAGAAUUCUACAGGAUACCUUUUUUUUAAAAUGAAAAACAAACCUGCUGAUAUUCUUUGUCAGGGCAAUAGAUGAAUUAUUAGCAUGUGCAUUGUAUCAAUCAAUCAGGAAGAUCAUACGCAGACUCUGCUCGAGUUGUCAUCAUCAUACUGUAUGUGUUGAUCAUACCUGGACAAAUCAAUGCCUUUAUAUUACAAGCCUGUAACUUCUGGCUGUUGGUCAUAAACUGUUCAAUUCUGACCGCACGGGGUUGGAGUAAAAUGCUUUUGCUCCACAGGCUGUCAUUUUUUUUGUUUUGUUUUGUUUUUUGGCUUUUUAAAGCACACAAUGCAGCUAGUCUACCACAAUUACACUGUGCUUACACAGCUACCGAAUGUGAGUUCAUUUUGAGUCUAGGUUUGUAAACAUUACCAAAUAGAAGAAUCAAUAUACACUUUGAAUGGAGUUAUUGCCAAAAUGUUUACUUUUGAUGUUAAGAGGCUAGUUUAAAGUUUACCUUCCUAAAUAUUUGGUGUCUAUGGCCGUAGCUUGGACCAUGGUGUUAUAGACCAAUUUAUUAUGACAAUGUCAGGGUUUAACCCCUAAAUUGAUAAUGCUAUUAAGAUGUUUGUAGUGGACUGCCUGUAAGUACAUUGUAAUUAUUACUAAAACUAUGAAAGAUAUACAAUGUACAGUUAAUAGUUAUAUAUGGUUUUGAAUAAAUGUAACUCAAUACAUUUGUCCGGAGCAAAUCUACUGUAUUCUUGUCUUCUGUCACAUCAUUGUCUUAAAUCACCAACCUGAAUAUUUUGUGUGAUAUGAACAGAGGGGUGUUAAUUUAUCAGAUUAUAUUAGGUUGGUAUCUUUUGUUGAAUCUAAUCAGCACAUAGGUUGAUGCUCAUCUUAAACCUCUUUAAUCACACUAUGCUAAUUCCACAAAGAACUUAAAAAAAAAAAAAAAUGUUAAGCAAUUUCACUACACGAAUGAAUGUCUCCUUCACAGUGUCAUUUCUUAAAUAAAAAAGUCUUGAAAUGAA
Sphaeramia orbicularis (orbiculate cardinalfish) is the source of this 6490-nucleotide messenger RNA. RefSeq names its product sphingosine kinase 2 (gene sphk2). Lineage: Eukaryota; Metazoa; Chordata; Actinopteri; Kurtiformes; Apogonidae. The coding region runs from base 1265 to 3937 and encodes 890 amino acids. The transcript is spliced from 8 exons. Gene Ontology annotation, biological process: positive regulation of apoptotic process; sphinganine-1-phosphate biosynthetic process; sphingosine biosynthetic process. The record is from RefSeq and is a predicted model, not a curated record. Gene Ontology annotation, cellular component: intracellular membrane-bounded organelle; membrane; cytoplasm.